AUGAGCAUUAACUACAGUAACAACAUCUCGGGAUAUCUUAAAACUAACAUUGAAGAAGCGAAAAGUAUAAGAGAAGUGGAAAAUCUACAAAAAUUAGACUCAGUUUUUGUGGUUAAAUAUCACGACUCGUGGAUCGAAGGCAAACACCUCUACAUACAGAUGGAGUACUGCCCGCAAACACUCAGAGAUAUACUGAAAGACAAAUUACAAGUAUUUGUGAGACAAACCACAGAACCGAUGAUUAUUUACGAGUAUUUUAUUUUGUGUGAAAUAUUUCGGGAACUUUUGCAAUGUAUUGAAUAUAUCCAUGGAUUAGACCCUCCAAUCAUUCACAGGGAUAUUAAACCUGAAAAUAUAUUAAUAUUAUACAAUGAAAUAAAUAAAACAUUUAUUAAACUGGGUGAUUUUGGUUUGGCCAUUGCACACGAAAGGCAAUCCCAAAGUCACACUCGAGGGGCGGGAACUCCGAAAUAUAUGGCACCCGAAGUGUUUGACAAUAGGAAAUAUGAUAUUAAAGCAGAUAUUUAUAGUUUGGGAGGUAUUGGACACGAAAUGUUUGAAAUAAAUCCAGUUGGUAAAGAAAAAUACAUUUCGACCAUAUUUUCGGCUAAAUUUAAUCGUUUAGAAGAUAUCUUAAGAUCAAUGACUGAAUACACGACUAGAAAACGGCCGACAAGUGCUGAAGUACUCAAUGACUACAACCAGUGGUCUAUCGAUACUAUGACUAAAGAAAAUAAAAGUAUGCGAGAAGUGGAAAGUUUGCAAAAAUUAAACUCAGUUUUUGUAAUUAAAUAUUACGACUCGUGGACCGAAGGCAAACACCUCUACAUACAAAUGGAUUACUGCUCGAUAACACUCCGGACUGUACUUAAACAGAAAAAACAAGUAUUUGUGAGACAAUCGUCAGAACCGAUGAUUAUUUACGAGUAUUUCAUUUUGUGUGAAAUAUUUCGGGAACUUUUGCAAUGUAUUGAAUAUCUGCAUGGAUUAGACCCUCCGGUCAUUCACAGGGAUAUCAAACCCGAGAAUAUAUUAGUUUCAUAUAACGAGACGACGAAUACAUUCCUAAAAUUAGGUGACUUUGGUUUAGCUGUUGAACACGAGAGACAGUCUCAGAGUCACACUCGAGGGGCGGGAACUCCACAAUAUAUGGCACCUGUAGAUCAUCUCAAUACUAGAUAUGACAUAAAAACAGACAUUUAUAGUGUGGGCGGUCUUGUACACGACAUGUUUGAAAUCGAGGAAUUUGAUAAACAUAAAUACAUUUCGACCACAUUUUCGGCUCAAUUCAAUCGAUUGGAGGAUAUUAUUGGAUCAAUGACUGAUUAUUCGGCUGAUAAACGGUCGACAAGUGCUGAAUUAUUUCAUGUUUUCAAUGACAUCAAUGGCUAUAAUGUAUUGUUUGUGACAAACGAUGAUAUGGUUUACGGCAUGGGAUCUAAUUAUUACGGAUCACUUGGUUUGGGACACAAUAGGGCUGUCAAUACACCACAUAUUAUACCAGAAUUAUGUCAACAAAAUAUUCAGCAAUUUAUUUGUGGAAUGGAUUUUGUUUUAUCCAUUAAUGACAACAACUGUAUACACGGGUGGGGCUCUAAUGAUAGGGAACAGUUAGCCCGAUCACUCACUAAAGAUUAUUUAAAGCCAAACAUCAUAUCAUUGCCUAAUAAUCCUGUUAUCCGUGAUAUUAGUUGUGGUUUUUAUCACUCACUUGUGGUCACCGGUGAUGACUGCGUCUACGGAUGGGGUUUUAAUAGAUACGGACAGAUGGGUUGUGGAGAACAGCACUCGAAAUCAAUCGAACAUAAUAAAUACGAUAACAAUAUAAUAAACGAAAUGAACAAAUUGUCAAAUAUUUGUACCAAAAAUGUGGUCCAAUAUAUCAGUACGUGGUUUGAAGAUAACAGAUAUUACAUACGAAUGGAGUUGUGUUCACACAGUUUACGGACAGUACUGUCACUCAAAGGCCCGGCAUUUGGCCGCCGAUCGGCCGAAGAGGCCAUGAAUUCGUCGGAGUUUUUUAUUUCGUGUCAAAUAUUCGCAGAACUGUUGAAAUGUGUCCAACAUUUGCAUGAUUUGAGUCCAGCAGUGAUUCACCGAAACCUCAAACCCGAGAAUGUGUUAAUCGGAGGCAAAGCCGGGAAUUUUCAUGUCUUUAAGAGUUUGUCAGACAAUAGAAAUCCCGAAUAUUUAUCGCCCGAAGAAACUGACGGACAAACUGUUGAUUACAAGACAGAUGUUUACAGUGCGGCCAAAAUCGCACAAAACAUAUUUGAUAUACAAUUAACGCCUAAAUUGUGA
Medioppia subpectinata is the source of this 2301-nucleotide messenger RNA. NCBI's taxonomy places the organism in Eukaryota, Metazoa, Arthropoda, Arachnida, Sarcoptiformes, Oppiidae. The record is from the annotation of a GenBank genome assembly.